UGAGAGCCGGACGGGCACUGGGCAACUCUGUGCCUCGCUGAGGAAAAAUAACUAAACAUGGGCAAAGGAGAUCCUAAGAAGCCGAGAGGCAAAAUGUCAUCAUAUGCAUUCUUUGUGCAAACUUGUCGGGAGGAGCACAAGAAGAAGCACCCAGACGCUUCAGUCAACUUCUCAGAGUUUUCUAAGAAGUGCUCAGAGAGGUGGAAGACCAUGUCUGCUAAAGAGAAAGGAAAAUUUGAAGAUAUGGCAAAGGCGGACAAGGCCCGUUAUGAAAGAGAAAUGAAAACCUAUAUCCCUCCUAAAGGGGAAACAAAAAAGAAGUUCAAGGAUUCCAAUGCACCCAAGAGGCCUCCUUCGGCCUUUUUCUUGUUCUGUUCUGAGUAUCGCCCAAAAAUCAAAGGAGAACAUCCCGGCCUAUCCAUUGGUGAUGUUGCAAAGAAGCUGGGGGAGAUGUGGAAUAACACUGCUGCGGAUGACAAGCAGCCUUAUGAAAAGAAGGCUGCAAAGCUGAAGGAAAAAUACGAAAAGGAUAUUGCUGCAUACCGAGCUAAAGGAAAGCCUGAUGCAGCGAAAAAGGGAGUCGUCAAGGCUGAAAAAAGCAAGAAAAAGAAGGAAGAGGAGGAAGAUGAGGAAGAUGAAGAGGAUGAAGAUGAGGAGGAAGAUGAAGAAGAAGAUGAUGAUGAUGAAUAA
This is a messenger RNA of Nycticebus coucang (slow loris), 690 nucleotides long. RefSeq names its product high mobility group protein B1-like. The record is from RefSeq and is a predicted model, not a curated record. Gene Ontology annotation, biological process: regulation of transcription by RNA polymerase II. Gene Ontology annotation, cellular component: nucleus. The coding region runs from base 58 to 690 and encodes 210 amino acids. NCBI's taxonomy places the organism in Eukaryota, Metazoa, Chordata, Mammalia, Primates, Lorisidae. The transcript has a single exon. Gene Ontology annotation, molecular function: DNA binding, bending.